ACAACAACAACCGAGGAUGGAGUAAUGUUUAAUUAGGGAUGGAGGUGCAGACGUGCAGUACACAUCCCCAAUGUAACCGACACGGCGACAUCAUAAAGAUCGACGAAAUACGGAGUAACAUAGUUGAUGUGGCCCCCCCAAUGGCCGACGCGGUUUACACCGGGCCAAACGCACCCUAAACCGACUAGGGAAGCAAAGAACCAAAUACAGAGUGAGUCAUACAGUAAUACACGUAACUCCGCAUUACUUACUGCUGCUACUCAAAUCGGCAGUCUUGAAUCUUGAGCACAGUAUUGUGAAACCGGUGGGAGGGAAUUGAGUGUCGAAGAUCCAGACGCGGGGUUUUGAAUUGCAGACCGGUGGGUAUUAUGGUUCUCGUUUGAUUUCAGGAAUUCGACUCCGCAGAGUGGAAAGUUCGAAACUUGGAGAUCGGAGGAGGGGGGGAAGACUGGGUCUGCUCAAUUCACUCGCGCCCUUGGAUUGUAAUGGCAAGCAAACUAGCCUCUGGGGACAACCGGACUAGAAGGUCCAUAUCGAUAUUCAUCAUAUGUGGUCUAUGUUGUUUCUUCUAUCUGCUUGGAGUGUGGCAAAGAAGUGGGUUUGGCAAGGGAGACAGCAUAGCCUUGGAGGUGACAAGGUCUACCACAGACUGCAAUGUAUUGACAAACCUUAAUUUUGAGACCCAUCAUGGUGGUCAGCCUGGCAGUGGUGAUGAUGACUCUGACUCAAACAUGAAAAAGGAUAUUAAACCUUGUCAUCCUCGUUACACGGAUUACACUCCGUGCCAAGAUCAAAACCAUGCCAUGAAAUUCCCUAGGGAAAACAUGAUCUACAGAGAAAGGCACUGCCCUCCUCAAGAAAAGAAGUUGCAUUGCCUUAUUCCUGCACCCGAAGGGUACAUUACUCCGUUUCCAUGGCCAAAGAGCCGCGACUAUGUCCCCUAUGCUAAUGCACCUUACAAGAGCUUGACAGUUGAGAAGGCCAUUCAGAACUGGAUUCAGUAUGAGGGGAACGUCUUUAGGUUUCCAGGAGGCGGGACCCAGUUCCCUCAGGGAGCUGAUAAGUAUAUCGAUCAGCUUGCUUCAGUCAUACCUAUCGAAAAUGGGACUGUUCGGACUGCAUUGGACACUGGUUGCGGGGUUGCAAGUUGGGGUGCUUAUCUAUGGAAGAAGAAUGUGAUAGCAAUGUCAUUUGCCCCUCGAGAUUCACAUGAGGCACAGGUUCAGUUCGCCCUGGAAAGGGGUGUCCCUGCUGUCAUCGGUGUUCUAGGGUCUAUCAAGAUGCCUUAUCCCUCUAGAGCCUUUGAUAUGGCUCAUUGUUCUCGUUGUCUAAUUCCAUGGGGGGCUGCUGAUGGAAUCCUAAUGAUGGAAGUUGACCGGGUUCUUAGACCUGGAGGCUACUGGGUUCUCUCUGGCCCUCCUAUCAAUUGGAAGGUUAACUACAGAGCAUGGCAACGCCCUAAAGAUGAACUUCAGGAAGAACAGAGGAAAAUUGAAGAGGUUGCUAAACUUCUAUGCUGGGAGAAGAAGGCUGAGAAGGCUGAAAUUGCAGUUUGGCAGAAGAGGAUGGAUGCUGAUUCGUGCCGUGCGGCACAAGAGGAUUCUAGAGCUGCAUUUUGUAAUUCUGCAGAUCCAGAUGAUGUUUGGUAUGUCGUUGGAACUCAUGUCUUGUUUGGUACAAAGAAGAAAUCUUUUCUUCAUAAUAUAUUUUUCUUUUCCAGGCCUUUACAAAAAUGUUCCUAGGCCUCCCUUGGCAUUCUCUCUUCCACGUAUAUCCGAAGAAAGUUGGAUACAAUGG
Molecule: messenger RNA, 1797 nt
Organism: Cuscuta campestris
Lineage: Eukaryota; Viridiplantae; Streptophyta; Magnoliopsida; Solanales; Convolvulaceae
Source: the annotation of a GenBank genome assembly